CUCGUAUUCAUGGAAAUGAGUUGUUGCCGAUCCGCUGACGGAAGAGAGUACAUGUUAACCCGGAAAGGGUUGGCAAAGCCGCCGAUCGAAUCGAGGCUCGAACAAGAGGUACUUGUUGUAGCCGCCGCAAUCGACUUGCUCCUCAAUCACAACUUCCACCCACCCCCACAUAGGCGGCUAUUCAACACCUAUUCCUGUGCCCUUUUACGCUUAUUUAAAAAUUCCCCGGUUUCACCUACCCAAAACCUGAGACAUCUGCGCCUUUGGCUUCGAUACUUGCCAAUCGAACAAUCCGUACGUCGUCUUGCGAUCCACUGGGAGGUCGCCCGAGCGCUUCUCCAGGACAACACGAGCCGCUUACCGCAACUGCGCCGUCGCAAAAGCUUCGGCGUAAGGCGAUCGAGCGGAAACCGCUGGCCCAGCCGGUAUCUAUGAGCCUUUCAACAAAUCUGAGGUCGUCGAGGUCGCAUACCCCCCGGAUAAGCUCUGGAGCGCAUCCCUCUCAGCCGCCCCAUGGUGGUGUGGGUGUAGCGCUGUCAGCAUGGCCGCCUUCGUGCGAGUGUCGGGGCCGCCGAAUGGCAACUUUCUGAUCGGAUAUCCAGGUAUAUCCGCAACUAUGCCUCGUAUUGAAGGCAAGGUUGAGAUCAGGCCUAGUGUCGGCAUUACGGCGCCCGUCAAUAUAUCUCUCGUUACUAUUUCCCUUCACCGUCGUGAGACAAUACACCCGUCGGCAGAUUCCGUUACCAAGAAACACCUGGCCCCUCCUCGGAAAGAGAUGACAGAUAUCGUGGGCAAGGAGAUGCUGCUGUUUCGCUGCCCCGCCGGUCGAGAAUACGAGGAGGUUAUUUCCAUGGACCUGCCUUUCGUCCUUUUCAUCCCCUUCGGCCGCAGUGGGAAAGAUGCGACUCGGCGAGUCCCCCCUGCGAGUUUACAGCUUCCGAGUCGAACGGCCGAGACAUACUACGAGAUUGUGGUGAUGGUCCAACAAGGACAUUCAGAUCAGAGAAAAUACCCGUUUCCAGUGCCAAUUGCGCGCUACGAUACACUUUCUACAUUUGGGAUGUAUAACCGUCCCGAGCUAGCAGAACGGGUAACAGAUCACUUGGUCACUCUGGGCAUCUCAUUACCACGAUGGUCUUAUGGCCCACUUGACCCAGUGAGUGUCUAUGUCAAACUAUCUCCAAACCCGGAUUGGAUGAGCAAAGCUCGGAAGGUUACAAUAAGCAAGAUUACAAUUGGCAUCGACGAAGAAAUCAUAUAUAACCACGAAGGUGAUGAGCCGCAGAGGAAAGUGAAAACCUUAACAAAGAGGACUGAGCAUAUUGGAAUGAAGCUGCCACCGUCGGGUUUCCUAACAAACCUCGGCUUAGUAUUUCCAGCGAAGGAUAUGCGAGAUUCCGAGGGAAUACUUCCUAGAGGGAAAGCUCCUUUUCCUAUGUAUGCUGUGAGCGGGUUCACGACCACCGCAACCCUUUAUAAGAUUGAGUACUACUUAACGGUAAAGGCCCACUUGACAUCUGCAAGGGAUAUUGUUAUUCGACAGCCAAUAGUUGUCUGCCCUCUUGAUCACGCCGGGUGUAAAGAAGAAAUGGAAGCUAUUGAGCAGGCCGCUCGAGAUGCUGUCCAUGUGAACCCAGAUAACCCCAUGUUACCCUUACCCUCGAUAGUACGACCCAGUGACCCUAACGCUCUUCGUCAUCUCGGAGUAGCCAUUGUCGGUAACCAGAAGAAGCCUUUGAUCGAUUGAGUAAAGGCAAUGAUUAAACUUCUGGAUAUCCUCAUUGGGAGUCCGACGUCUUGCUCAAUUUUGGUAGUGGAGGUUUCCACUCUUACUACACCGAACAUACAAGAUAGGACUCAGCCUGCACUGCGAGAAUCGCGUGCAAUUCCCAGCUCGCCAAAUAGCCGAGCACGAUCACGUUUCACGAAUGCAUGGGUCCCGGAGUUAUUUGUUGCAUGGUGUUCAUGAUAGCCUUUGUAUUUCGUCUUCGCUGGCCGGGAGGAAAACGGGGUGUUUGGGUUUGAUUAGCAUUCAGGGAGGGACCCCGUUGGCCAGGGGUCACUUGUUUUUCGAUAUCAUUCCCUAACUGUGUACGCUCAAUCUAAUAUGUAAGAUCUACUGGUAGAGUCUGAGAAAUCAACCAAGCGCAUCUAUGCACAAGGAUUGACUGUGUA
This is a messenger RNA of Aspergillus caelatus, 2175 nucleotides long. RefSeq names its product arrestin C-terminal domain-containing protein. Bases 542 to 1747 code for a protein of 401 amino acids. Gene Ontology annotation, cellular component: division septum. Lineage: Eukaryota; Fungi; Ascomycota; Eurotiomycetes; Eurotiales; Aspergillaceae. The transcript is spliced from 3 exons. Gene Ontology annotation, biological process: division septum assembly. The record is from RefSeq and is a predicted model, not a curated record.